CUUCCAGAAGGGCCCCACUAAAAAGUUCACGAAAUUUUGGGGGCGUCAAAGUCGAAAGUCUUCCGUCUUGUAUGCGCCGGGAUUGAUUUUGCACCCUUUCGCCCUACCAUCUUCAAAUCCAGCCGACCUCAAGAUGCCUCGCCCAAAGUCAAAAGCGGCGAAAGCCAGAAUCACAGGCGCCAACAUGGACCCCAUUGUGCCUAGAAAGGGUCUAUUCGACGACGAUGCCUCCAGCGAAGACGAGCAGGACGGAGGUGCCACCCUCAGCAGCGCUGCUGCCGACCUGAAGAUCAACGAGGAGUACGCCCGCCGUUUCGAGCACAACAAGAAGCGCGAGGAACUCCACCGUCUCGAGGAAAAGUUCAAGUCCAAGAAGGAGGGUGGUCUAGGCGAAGACGAGGACGACGAAGACUCUUCCGAGGACGAGACCGAGGACGAUGAGGGCUUCCUUGUCACCGAGGACCUCGACGCCGAAAUCAACGCCACCCUAGAAGCCAUCAAGAAGAGGGAUCCCCGCAUCUACGACAAGGAGGCCGUCUUCUACACGCCAGUCGACGCCGAGGGCCAACCCGUCAAGGAGAAGAAGGAGAAGACCAUGACCCUGCGCGACUACCAUCGCGAGAGGUACAUGGCCGGUGACAUCGGUGCCGACGAAGAUGACGCGCCCAAGCCCAAGACUUACGCCGAGGAACAAGCCAACCUAAAGCAGAACAUUCUGUCCGAGAUCAACGCCGCUGCCGGCGAAGACGAGGAGUGGAGCGACGACGACGCCUUCAUCAAGCCCGUCAAGAAGGUCGAGGCGCCUACCGAGAACGGCGUUCACCCGUCGCGCGCCAAGGCGAUCGAUCUUAGCGAGCUCGACGUCAAGAACGCCGACAAGAACCCCGAAGACUUCCUUUCCAAGUUCAUGCAGUCCAAGGCCUGGGCGCCCGCCGACGGCUCGCGCUGGGAGGCCUUCGAGUCCGACGAGGGCGAGGACAACUUCCCCGAGAUGGCCGAGGAGUUCGAGCACGCCUACAACAUGCGGUUCGAGGAUCCCAACAAGAGCAACGAGCUGCUCAAGACGUACUCGCGUAACUUGGCCAACGCCAAGUCCGUCAGAAAGGAGGAGCUCACGGGCAGAAAGAAGCAGAGACAGCUCGAGAAGGAGCGCAAGGAGGCCGAGAAGAAGCAGCGCGAGGAGGAGCGCGCUCGCCUGCGUCGUCUCAAGAUUGACGAGGCGGCCGAGAAACUCUCCAAGAUCAGGAAGGCUGCCGGUCUCACCGGCAAGGAGCUGUCCGACGAGGAAUGGAUGAAGUUCCUCGAGGACGCCUGGGACAACGACCGGUGGGAGGAGGAGAUGCGCAAGCAGUUUGGCGAGGAGUACUACGCCGAGGCGGACGACGACAUGUCCGGCAGCGACGAGGAGGACGACGAGGACAACGAGGACGGCAAAUCCAAGAAGAAGAAGAAGCUACCCAAGAAGCCCGAGUGGGACGACGACAUCGACAUCAAGGACAUCAUCCCCGACUUCGACGACGUGCCCGACGUUGUCCUUUCCGAUCUGGACAUCGCCAAGCCCGACGGCGAAGAAGCCGAAGCCGAAGCCGAAGACGACGACGCCGACCUCGGCUCCGACCUCUCCGCCGACGAAGACGAAAGCCGCCCCUCCAAGAAGCGCAAGACUACCGCCGACAUCAAGAAGGAGAAGCAAGCCGCCAAGCAGGCAGCCAAGGCCGAGCUGGCCAAGCUAGAAGCUUUGGUCGACACCAAGAUGGAACUCGACGCCCCCCGCGCGCUUUCCGCUCCCAAGGACAAGAAGUACAAGGAGAACUUGUUCCCGUUCCGCUACCGCGAGACGUCGCCCGUGUCCUUCGGCAUGACGGCGCGCGAUAUCUUGUUGGCGCCCUCGGACGCGGCGCUCAACGAGUUUGCCGGCCUCAAGAAGCUGGCCACCUUCCGCGACGCCGAGAAGAAGCGCAAGGAGCGCAAGAAGCUCGGCAAGAAGGCCCGCCUCAGGCAGUGGCGUCGCGACACGUUUGGCAGGGAGUACGAAGCUACGGGCCCGACGUUUGGGUUUGACGCGCUGGACGAGGAUGGUACGCCCCUUGGCAAUAAGAAUGAGGGCAGUGGUGCGAAUGCUGGCGCGGUUAAGCUUAAGAAGAGGGGUGAGAAGAAGGAUGAGAAGAAGAAGAGUAGUGGUGAGAAGAAGGACGAAAAGAAGGAGAAGAAGGAGGGAGAGAAGAAGGAGACUGCUACCAGCGAAGGGGCGGAUAAUAUCAUCGAGGGAGAGAGGAAAAAGAAGAGGAAGAGGAGCAAGAACAAGAAGGACGGCGAGAAGAUUGAGGCCUAGAGUGCUUCACUGGCAGUAAGUGGUGGUUGUGUUUGUUUGUUUGUUCAGGGUUUUGUUUUGUUUAGUCUAUUCUAGGGCGUCUUUGCAUCGUGGUGUUAUGGAGAAUUAUACAAAGUUAGACUUUUGCUAUAUAUCAAUGCUCGAUGCUUCUUCUCAUAACUCUGCACUUCAUCUUCGGCU
Messenger RNA from Neurospora tetraspora, 2512 nucleotides. RefSeq names its product KRI1-like family C-terminal-domain-containing protein. The coding region runs from base 134 to 2332 and encodes 732 amino acids. NCBI's taxonomy places the organism in Eukaryota, Fungi, Ascomycota, Sordariomycetes, Sordariales, Sordariaceae. Gene Ontology annotation, cellular component: 90S preribosome; nucleolus. The transcript has a single exon. The record is from RefSeq and is a predicted model, not a curated record. Gene Ontology annotation, biological process: endonucleolytic cleavage in ITS1 to separate SSU-rRNA from 5.8S rRNA and LSU-rRNA from tricistronic rRNA transcript (SSU-rRNA, 5.8S rRNA, LSU-rRNA).